AUGAAGUUUGGCCUCAUUCUCCUCGGCGGGUUCAUACCUGCAGCUGUAGCUGUACCGUUUGACCAGUACAAAGUUCACGAACAGCGAGGACCUUUACAUCAACAAUGGAUAAAGGGACAACAAGCCUCUGGCUCUACCGUUGUGCCCGUACGCAUUGCUCUAAAACAGAGUAACUUGGAAAAGGCUGAAGACUACCUUCUUCAAGUGUCUGACCCAGCAUCUCCAAAGUAUGGCCAGCAUUUCACAACGCAGCAGAUCGUGGAUCUGUUUGCACCAAGCGAGCAAGCAAUCAAUCAAGUCAAAACCUGGCUGGUUUCGUCGGGCAUCCCUGCUGGCUCAAUCGCGCUCUCUAACAGCAAGGGCUGGAUCAAUUUCAACACCACGGCCAGCGAGUUGGAGUCCCUUCUCAAGACCAAGUUCUACCUGUACACCAACAACGCAACGGAUGGCGUGUACUUUGGAACCGAAGCAUACAGUCUCCCUCACGACGUAUCCUCUCUUGUGGACUUUGUCAUGCCGGGCAUCUCAUUCACGCAGAUGCAGAAAAAGACUGCGAGAAUUGCCCACCCCAGCAGCGGCAAGCUUCAAGGCGCAUCCAUUGACCCGAAUGGCACGGAUCAUUGCGACACAUAUGUUACUCCGCGCUGCAUCAGCGCCUUGUAUCAAAUCCCACCUGCCAAGCUGGCCAACCCAAACAACACCCUGGGCAUAUUCGAGACGGAGGGCGACGUCUAUUCUCAAGAAGAUCUGAACCAGUUCUACGCUGCAGCUGCGCCAGGAAUCCCCAAGGGUACCGGCCCAAUCAUACACUUGAUAAACGGUGCUACUGCGCCCAACCCGCCGUCGUCCGCCGGCGCCGAGUCCGACCUCGAUUUCGAAAUUGCGAUUCCCAUCAUAUACCCGCAGAAAACCAGCCUAUAUCAAAUCCAGUAUCCUGGGAAUGCAGGCUACAAAAACUUUAAUUACAUCUUUAAUGAUUUUCUCGAUGCGUUUUCCGGCCCCUAUUGCCACGACAACGGUGACGAGGGAUCUGGAAAAGAGUGCAACGAUCUGACUCCUCCCAACGUCCUCUCCGUCUCCUGGGGUGACUCGGAAGACCCGUCGUUGGUCAGCUUUCACAAGGUUCGUCGCCGCGCCUGCAUCACACCAGAGGCAAGAAUACAACCUAACCAUGACUUCGCGCAGCGUCAAUGCACAGAGUGGAUGAAGUACGGCUUGCAGGGCACGUCCGUCUUUGUCGCCAGCGGUGACUACGGCGUCGCCGAAAACACUUGCCUCGGUCCCAAACAAAACAUCUUUGUCCCAGACGGUCUAUGCGGCUGCCCGUACAUCACCGCCGUUGGCUCAACCUACCUCCCCAAGGGCGCCAAAGUCGGGGACCCCGAGGUUGCAACCGAGAGAUUCUCUUCUGGUGGCGGCUUCAGCAACAUUUUUGCCACUCCAGAGUGGCAGCACAGUGCUGUUUCUGACUAUCUGACCAAGCACAAGCCCAGCUAUAAAUCCUACAACACAACAGACGGCAAACUCCCCAGCUCGGGCGGAAUUUACAACCGCGGCGGCCGUGGCUACCCCGACAUUUCGGCCAUUGGAGACAAUGGUGUUGUUGUAGUCGGCGGCAGCCAAGGCACCAUCGGCGGAACAUCCAUGUCCGCCCCUCUGGUCGCUGCCAUCUUCAACCGCAUUAACGAGGAGCGUCUGAAUAUCGGCAAGAGCCCUGUCGGAUUCAUCAAUCCGGCUCUGUACAAGGCGUAUAGCAAAAAGGCAUUCAACGACAUUACAAAGGGAGAUCAGCCCGGCGGUGGUGGUUGUGGCACUACUGGAUUCUCGGCAGCAUCGGGCUGGGACCCUGUUACGGGUCUAGGUACGCCCAAGUACACCCAGCUGCUCGAGUACUUUCUGAGCCUAUAA
Molecule: messenger RNA, 1908 nt
Organism: Metarhizium brunneum ARSEF 3297
Lineage: Eukaryota; Fungi; Ascomycota; Sordariomycetes; Hypocreales; Clavicipitaceae
Source: RefSeq, a predicted model, not a curated record